Molecule: messenger RNA, 1452 nt
Organism: Kluyveromyces lactis
Lineage: Eukaryota; Fungi; Ascomycota; Saccharomycetes; Saccharomycetales; Saccharomycetaceae
Gene: BIO3
Product: adenosylmethionine-8-amino-7-oxononanoate transaminase
Exons: 1
Coding region: 1-1452 (483 amino acids)
Biological process (GO): biotin biosynthetic process
Molecular function (GO): S-adenosyl-L-methionine:8-amino-7-oxononanoate transaminase activity; pyridoxal phosphate binding
Source: RefSeq, a predicted model, not a curated record
AUGAAUGAUGAAUGUGAGAAUGAUACUAAAGCCUUGUUAGGUUUUGACAAGGAACAUAUCUGGCAUCCAUAUUCAUCGAUGAAUAGCGACCAGAUCAUCUUACCAGUUCUACGUGCCAGUGGGUGUAAGCUUAUCGUUGCGGACGAACAAGAAACAAAAUUAAUUGACGGAAUGUCAUCUUGGUGGUGCAUGAUCCAUGGUUAUAAUGAUGAAAGAAUGAACAAAGCACUGAAGAAACAAAUUGAUGAUUUCUCUCACGUUAUGUUUGGUGGUCUUACCCAUUUUCCCGCCAUUCGACUUGCCAAGAAUCUUCUCAAAUUUAUUGAUCACCCUGAAUUGGAUGCAGUGUUUUUUGCAGACUCUGGAUCUGUAGCAGUAGAAGUGUCGUUGAAGAUGGCAUUACAGUAUCAGUUUUCAUUGAAUUGUCCCAAGAAGAAAAAAUUCAUAAGCGUAAGACGAGGCUACCAUGGUGAUACAAUCGGUGCAAUGAGUGUGUGUGACCCGAUUAACUCAAUGCAUUCUUUAUACGGCGACUAUCUUCCUCAGAACAUUUUUGUUGAUGCACCACCUGUCGUUGACACUUUAUGUACUUCUUCUUUGCAUGUUUCGUUACAGUUUGAUGAUAACUACGAUGAGGAAAAUAACAGGAAGGCAAUACAAGACAUGGAGGACACGAUGAGAACCUAUCGGGACGAAGUAUGUGCUGUCAUACUAGAGCCUAUCUUACAGGGAGCUGGUGGAAUGAGAUUAUAUCAUCCAAAAUACCUAGUUGAGCUGAAGAAACUUUGUUUGGCUUUUGACAUCCCACUAAUAUUUGACGAGAUUGCAACAGGCUUCGGCAGGACAGGCCAAGCAUUUGCUUUUAAGCAUUGUGAUGUAUAUCAGAAAAUGAUAGGAACACCAUUAUCCGAAAGGGUGGAUGUUUUCCCUGAUAUUCUUUGCGUUGGCAAAGCUCUUACCGGCGGUUAUAUGACAAUGAGUGCAGUAAUCGCCACAAAACGUAUUGCUAAUGUCAUCUCUGCGAAAGGUACUGCGACAAACGGGACUUUCAUGCAUGGUCCAACUUUUAUGGCUAACCCUCUUGCCUGUGCGGCAGCCAAUGAGUCACUGAAUAUUAUAAUGGAGGGAAGCUGGAAACGCAUGGUAGACCGGAUUGAAAUGCAGUUAUACAAAGAGAUAUAUGUUGAGCUUCGUAAUAGCGAUCUGUACGGAAAAUUGAUCAACAGUUUGAGGAUAGUUGGUGCAAUCGGCGUAAUAGAGCUUCUCGAACCAGUCGAUGCAACGUUUUUCCAGAUAAAUCAAAUAAACAAGGGUAUUUUCAUCAGACCCUUCGGAAAGCUAGUUUACAUCAUGCCACCUUAUAUAAUAUCGAAAGAGGAGCUGACUAUUCUAACCACAGGAAUUAAGCAACUGCUUUCGGAGUGGAACACUUACAAGCUAGAGAACAAUUGA